Trypanosoma cruzi is the source of this 1371-nucleotide messenger RNA. RefSeq lists its product as uncharacterized. The transcript has a single exon. NCBI's taxonomy places the organism in Eukaryota, Euglenozoa, Kinetoplastea, Trypanosomatida, Trypanosomatidae. The record is from RefSeq and is a predicted model, not a curated record. Bases 1 to 1371 code for a protein of 456 amino acids.
AUGGCAAUGCCGCUGUCGCACAGAAGUGUCAGUGCCAACGUCCCUGGUGUGCGUAGUCUGGCGAUAGUCCUCCGUGCGUGUCCACCACCCUCUUUUCACUUUUUCAAGCGUUGGGGGAUGCAUGAUUUCCAUACGUCGAAAUGGACGCGCCUAAAUCCGUCCGCUAAGACAAAACGGACACUUCUUGGUCGUAGUUGUAUUGAUAAGCCGACAAUGGACAUGGUCUCCGUGAGCCGAUAUGGGGGUAAUACACGGCGGGAGACGCUAGCAACGGCUUUUCGUCUGUAUCGCAGCAUGGAUCAGUCUGAAAAGGCGCGAGAGGCCGGACAAGAGGCGCUUCGUGCAAUUCGGUUUACAGACUUUUCUGUGGACGAGGAAGAGGAGGAGGAUCUAGCGGUUGACUUUGCUUGCUUGUAUCUGAAUGCCUGUGUUUUGUUUGGCGUCGCGCCCACGCAGGAGAUGAUGUCGCAGCUGUUGAGUUGGCUCCCAAAGUCUCUUUAUAGCUCGUUCCACUGGGAGUGUGUUCUGUGCGCCCUUGCCGUGUACCUGCGGCCCUCGGAGAAAACGGCGACGGCUGCAGCGACUGCAGCAGCGUUUGUCUGCAUGAUUCGUGGGGCCGAGUUGGGCACGGUGCCCGGGAGUCUUUCGCGCGACGGGAAGACCCUGCUGUUAAUUGUCAUUAACCGAGCGAUCGAUGUUUUGCUUCGAGCAAAUGGGAGGGCGGAGGACCGUCAACAUCUCCUAGAGGUGCAGCUGCAAACCAUGGAACUGCUGUGUCCCACCACACCGACGCCAACGGCACCAUCACCGACUUUCUCGAGGGAAGAGCGGUUGACACUGGUGGACACCAUCUGUUGGCGCUACGCCGCGGGUGUUUCGCUCCCCAUCGCGGCGAAGCUGGUGCCAUUGCUGCAGGUCAAAACCCACGCGGAGCUGGAGGAGUUGUCAGUGUCGCAGUGUGCCAGGCUGUUCUGCGCUUUGUGCAUCGCGCUCGCGACACAGGACUCUUCUGGAACAGAAUGGACUUUGGAGCGGCAUUCCCAUGUUCUUGACUCCAUUGUGCGACAUCUUGACGAACGCGUCCGCGUGCACUCGGUGGAUGACGUAGUGAUUCUGUUGGUGGGACUGCAGGCAAAUAGAAUGGCGCGGUCACGGUACAAAAAGCUUCCUUCCUCGCUGCUUGUUCACCUUAGAGAACAGCAACAGCAACAACGAUCCCGGCAAAAUCAGGAGGCGGAUCAGGUGUUUACAUCCUUGAAGAGUGGCGACAGCUUGCUGGCUUUGUCGCAUGUGCUUUCGCAGUUAGCAAUGGAUGCUGAAGAUGCGUUGGCCGAUGCAGCAGAGACAUUUUUAACGGAUUUGGUUUUAUAA